AUGUCGGUGGCAUUUUCAUCGGCGCGCCCCAGGAGUAAAGGGGAGGUGACACAGCAAACGAUUCAAAAGAUGCUGGAUGAAAAUCAUCAUUUAAUACAAUGUAUAAUGGAUUACCAAAGCAAAGGAAAGACAGCUGAAUGCACACAGUAUCAGCAGAUCCUGCACAGAAAUCUUGUUUACUUGGCCACAAUAGCAGAUUCAAAUCAGAACAUGCAGUCACUACUACCUGCGCCUCCCACUCCUAGUAUGUCCAUGGGUCCUGGAGGAAUGGGACAGAGCGGGGGACAUGCUCCAAGCAACCUCAGUGAUAGCAUGGCACCUGGACUGCCCCCUACAUCAAUGAUGCAGAGCCAAAUGAGCAAUGGCCCCAGCCAUGCUCCCAUGCAGCAGCAGUCUGGUCAGGUGCAGUCGGCUAUUCCCUCCACAUCCCUCAGCCUGCCAGCCAGCAGCUACGGUAGCUCGGCCUCAGCCUCCGGCUACAGCCAUGCUGCGCCUUCCUCCCAGGGCAGCAUGAUCCAGGGCCCUGGUCCUGCCUAUGGCUCUUCCUCUUCCUCCACAUCCUCAUCCUCCUCUUCCUCCUCCUCCCGCAGCAACCUCAACAUGCAGUCCAACCAAGUCUCCAUGAUGCACCAACAAUCUGCCACUCCGCACUACUCCUCAGCCCAGGCUGGGGGCCCACACUAUCAGGGACAGCAGGCCAUGGGCAUGAUGGGUCAGGGCAGUCAAGGAAACAGUAUGAUGUCUCAGAGGCCCAUUGGAUCCUACCGCUCUUCGCAGCAAGGAUCUGCACAGCAGUACAUGGGACAAGACGAGUUCUACGGAGAGCAGUAUGGACACACUCAGAGCUCCAGCGAGCCCAUAAACCAGCAGUAUUACCCUGAUGGUCAUGGGGAAUACUCCUAUCAACAGUCUUCAUAUGGUGAGCAAGGUUACGACAGGUCCUUUGAUGAGUCUUCACAGCAUUACUAUGAAGGAGGUAACUCUCAGUACAGUCAACAGCAGGCCCAGUAUCAGCAGAGCUCUGGCCAGCAGCAGACAUUCAGCCAGCAGCAGUACUCCUCUCAACAAGGCUACACCGGACAGCCACAGGGAUACGGACCUGGCCAGGGUGGAUCCUCCCAGUAUUCUCAGUAUCAGCAGGGUCAAAGCCAACAGUAUGGUUCCUACCGCUCCUCCCAGGGAGGCCCUGGAGCACAGACGCAGAGGCCCUAUGCAUAUGAACAGGGUCAGUAUGGAAAUUAUCAGCAAUAAAGUACCACAUUAUUGUCCUGUUGGAAGAAAAUGACAUGUGCUGGGCUCAGCUGUGGAUUAGAAGAUCUGGCUGC
Toxotes jaculatrix (banded archerfish) is the source of this 1325-nucleotide messenger RNA. Its product is annotated as calcium-responsive transactivator-like. Bases 1 to 1251 code for a protein of 416 amino acids. Gene Ontology annotation, molecular function: transcription coactivator activity. Gene Ontology annotation, biological process: positive regulation of transcription by RNA polymerase II; positive regulation of dendrite morphogenesis. The record is from RefSeq and is a predicted model, not a curated record. Lineage: Eukaryota; Metazoa; Chordata; Actinopteri; Toxotidae. Gene Ontology annotation, cellular component: nucleus. The transcript has 11 exons.